CCCCCCCCACCCCGUGGGUGGGUGAGCCGAGCUGCUGAGUGAAUCUGUCCGGCUGAUGAUGGAGCUGAGACUGUAAUGGCGGCCGGCGGCGGCGGCAGGAGCAGCAGCGGCGGCGGCUGGAGCUCGGCGCUGCUCUGACACCCGGCUAGUGCUCCGCGUGGCCUUGACACCCCCGGGCCGGUCCCUCCCCACAAGCAGCGCCGCUCCGGACUCGGGACACCAGGCGGGAGGAGCAGCAGCAGGAGCAAGAGGAGGCGGGGGAAGGACUCCCCACAGACAAUGGACGAACAUCCCGGAGCCGGCGGCGGGAUCAUGGCAGGCCCCAGCCCGAGGCCGCAGCAGCAGCAAGGGCCGCUGCCGCCCGCCGGAGGAAACGCGAACUCCCAGCUGCUCGGCCAAGGCUGCGCGGGGCCCGGCGGCGGAGGCAACCUGCCGCCACAGCAGCAACCCCAAGGCCCGGCGGCAGCGGCGGCUCCGGAAGCGGUGGGCCCCGGCGGCGGCGGCUCGGAGCUGUCCCGGCCUCAACACUACACCAUCCCGGGGAUCCUGCACUACAUCCAGCACGAAUGGGCCCGCUUCGAGAUGGAGCGCGCGCACUGGGAGGUGGAAAGGGCCGAGCUCCAGGCUCGGAUCGCAUUUUUGCAAGGUGAAAGAAAAGGUCAAGAAAACUUGAAGAAAGAUUUAGUAAGAAGAAUAAAAAUGUUAGAAUAUGCAUUAAAACAAGAAAGGGCAAAAUAUCAUAAACUAAAAUAUGGCACAGAAUUGAACCAAGGUGACUUGAAAAUGCCAACUUUUGAAUCAGAAGAAACCAAAGAUACAGAGGUUCCUACAGUACCACAUAAUAGUCAGCUAACCUGGAAGCAAGGCAGACAGUUAUUAAGACAGUAUCUUCAGGAAGUAGGUUACACAGAUACAAUAUUGGAUGUGCGGUCACAGAGGGUGAGGUCUUUACUUGGGCUUUCCAGUUCAGAACCAAACGGCUCAGUGGAGACAAAAAAUUUGGAACAGAUUCUUAAUGGUGGAGAAUCAAAACAAAAGGGACAGGACAAUAAAAGGAACCCUGGUGAUGUUCUUGAAACAUUUAAUUUCUUGGAAAAUGCAGAUGAUAGUGACGAAGAAGAAGAGAGUGACAUGAUAGAAGAUAUUGCAGAUGGAAAAGAAAAACACCGGAUAAAUAAAAAACACAAAAUUGGAAAUGAAGGGCUAGCAGCUGACCUAACAGAUGAUCCAGACACAGAAGAAGCCUUGAAAGAGUUUGAUUUCUUGGUAACUGCAGAAGAUGGAGAGGGAGCCGGAGAGGCAAGGAGUUCAGGAGAUGGGACAGAAUGGGACAAAGAUGACCUGUCCCCAACUGCUGAGGUUUGGGAUGUAGACCAGGGACUAAUAAGUAAACUGAAGGAACAGUACAAGAAGGAACGAAAGGGGAAGAAAGGGGUAAAGAGGGUCAACAGGACUAAACUGCACGACAUGAUAGCUGAUCUGGGCGAUGAUGAGCUACCCCACAUCCCUUCAGGAGUCAUUAAUCAAUCUAGGUCACCCUCUUCUAGAAUGACUGAUCAUGAAGGUGCAAGAGCAGAGGAAGCUGAGCCAAUUACGUUUCCAUCUGGAGGGGGCAAGUCAUUUAUUAUGGGUUCAGAUGACGUUUUGUUAAGUGUUCUGGGCCUUGGGGACCUUGCAGACUUGACUGUAGCUAAUGAUGCAGAUUACAGUUACGAUCUGCCAGCCAACAAAGAUGCCUUUCGGAAAACAUGGAAUCCUAAGUAUACGCUACGCAGCCACUUCGAUGGAGUGCGGGCAUUAGCUUUUCAUCCUGUAGAGCCUGUGCUGGUUACGGCCUCUGAGGACCAUACCCUAAAACUCUGGAACUUGCAAAAGACAGUUCCUGCCAAAAAGAGUGCCUCUUUAGAUGUGGAACCUAUCUACACAUUUAGAGCCCAUAUUGGACCUGUAUUAUCAUUGGCAGUUAGUUCCAAUGGAGAGCAGUGUUUUAGUGGUGGAAUAGAUGCAACUAUACAAUGGUGGAACAUGCCUAGCCCAAAUGUGGAUCCUUAUGAUACAUAUGAGCCAAACGUUCUAGCUGGCACAUUAAUUGCUCACACUGAUGCGGUCUGGGGUCUUGCUUAUAGCGGUAUAAAGAAUCACUUACUAUCUUGCUCAGCAGAUGGCAGUAUUAGAUUAUGGAAUCCACCAGAAAAAGUGCCCUGCAUUUGCACUUACAAUGGAAAUAGAGAGUAUGGAAUACCCACAUCAGUUGACUUUAUAGGUUGUGAUCCUGCUCAUAUGGUGACAUCAUUUAGCACUGGCAACACCGUCAUCUAUGAUUUGGAAACAUCCCAGGCACUGGUAAUGCUUUCAUCACAGACUGAUUCUGGUUUACAAUCAAACAAUCACAUUAACAGGGUAGUAAGUCACCCAACACUCCCUGUAACAAUAACAGCUCAUGAAGAUAGACACAUCAAGUUUUUUGACAAUAAAACGGGUAAAAUGAUCCAUUCUAUGGUUGCUCACUUGGAUGCUGUCACAAGUUUAGCUGUGGACCCUAAUGGAAUCUACUUGAUGUCUGGAAGUCAUGACUGCUCUAUUAGAUUGUGGAAUUUGGACAGCAAAACGUGUGUGCAAGAAAUAACAGCCCAUAGGAAAAAGCUGGAUGAAUCCAUUUAUGACGUAGCUUUUCAUCCAUCGAAAGCAUAUAUUGCCAGUGCAGGAGCCGAUGCCCUUGCCAAAGUAUUUGUGUGACAUAACAAAGCAAACCUGCAUCUCAUGUAGCAGGUUUGCCUGGACGAAAAGAGGGAAUGCGUCACUGCCAUCACUGAAACGGUUACUGAUGAGACACUACAUGUGACCAGCCUCAGCAGAGACUGUGUGUUUGGGGCAGAUUUAGAUUGGUCAAAUCACGAUCUCGUGAAUAACGCUGGGCUGAUUCAUUUAACUGUAAUUACUGUAUUUUUGAAAGGAAAAAAAAAAGCAAACCAGUAUUUGUAGCCUUGACUGGAUAUGGACUGAGCGUUUGUCUGUUAUUUAGGUGUGUCUUUAAACGAACGUGGAGUCGGAUCUUAUUAAAGACUUUUAUUUUGGACUCUGUGUGCUGCCUUAGGGUUAGGAAUGUGGUGCUCUUGUUGGGGGAGUGAGCUCCAAGAGUAGCUUUCUUUGCAUCUCUUAGUAUCUUCACUUAUCAGUCAAAUGCCACAGAUUCCCCUUUUAAACUUUUAUUUUGCUUUAAAGAAAAAGGAAUUAACUUAAAAUAUUUAGCAUUAGUUGCACAAAAUAUUUGGAUAAAAUUCUAGUUUUUAUAUGUCUUUUAUAUAUUUAGCCUGUCACAACAGUGCUCAAGAUUGUAUGGAUGAUGUUUUUUCUGCAUUAUAGGACCCGAAACCACAGAGAUCUUGCUGGCCCGCUGCCCUGUAACAAUACCGUUUCCUUUGUUAUCUAAUGAAGCUCAACUAAGUCCUUUCAUCAGGAUGCUAAUUCAUCAUCAUUGCAUAACUGGCUUCCUAAAGGACUGUAAAUAAUUGUGUAAGCGAAACACAAAGGAACUAAGUACCCCCAGCCCUCCCAAUGAACUUUUAAAAUUAAUCUUUGCAUCCUAUCACUAUGUGAUAUUUUGUACAUCUUAACUGUAUUUACGAGAUUAUUUAUCAAGGAUUACCCAUCUGGCUAAUGGCCUAUUAUUUAUUUCAUUUUUGUUGGUCUUUAUAUUCUUUUUAUGUAGCGUAUCAAGGGGCCCUGUAUAUCUAUUAUGGCACUCUUCGAACAGUCUAAAAUAGAUUAAAAAUGGGACAUGUAAUAGUUUUAAAAGUUAGACAGACUUUUUCCAGUUAAGUGUCUGGAGUAAAGUUGAUUCCAGGAAGUCAUUUCAGAACUUUUGGAGUGAAAAUGUUUUAUUUGCGGUUCAAAUAGAAUGCAAAAGUAGUUGAAUCAAGAGUCAGAAAUUGGCUGUGUUUGGAAUAGUUAUUCUCUGCUUUGAUUUGUUUUUUUCGGAUGUGCUUCAGUUUAUGGUGUAACAAAAAGAUUUCGUUUGUGUAACUGCAUGAUUAAGACAAUAAAGUAUUUUUUCUAGUCUUCCACAAAAAUCUUUCUGAUCAGUUUGCAAGUUUUGAUGAGUUUUGUAAGUUUUCUGUUUUACAAACUAUGAAUCAGCAAAUUUUUAAGAUUGUACAACAUAGCAAAAGUACAGCUGUUUAAAAAAAAUAAUGUAUAUAAAAUGCAUAUAAUAAAUACUAAAUGGUGUACCUGUA
Podarcis raffonei (Aeolian wall lizard) is the source of this 4235-nucleotide messenger RNA. RefSeq names its product striatin 3 (gene STRN3). Gene Ontology annotation, cellular component: dendrite. Bases 280 to 2736 code for a protein of 818 amino acids. Gene Ontology annotation, molecular function: protein-containing complex binding; armadillo repeat domain binding; calmodulin binding. The transcript has 18 exons. The record is from RefSeq and is a predicted model, not a curated record. NCBI's taxonomy places the organism in Eukaryota, Metazoa, Chordata, Lepidosauria, Squamata, Lacertidae.